This is a messenger RNA of Harpia harpyja (harpy eagle), 2607 nucleotides long. RefSeq names its product MOB kinase activator 1B (gene MOB1B). Bases 129 to 779 code for a protein of 216 amino acids. The transcript is spliced from 6 exons. The record is from RefSeq and is a predicted model, not a curated record. Gene Ontology annotation, molecular function: protein kinase activator activity. NCBI's taxonomy places the organism in Eukaryota, Metazoa, Chordata, Aves, Accipitriformes, Accipitridae. Gene Ontology annotation, biological process: positive regulation of protein phosphorylation; hippo signaling. Gene Ontology annotation, cellular component: nucleus; cytoplasm.
CGGCGCUCUCCCCGCACACGCCCGCCCUUGCGCCGCCGCUGCCAUUGGGAGCCGAGCAGCGCCGAGGCGAGCCGAGCCGCGCCGAGCCGAGCCCAGGCAGCCGCCGGUCCCGCUCCGCCGCCAUCGCCAUGAGCUUCUUGUUUGGUAGUCGCUCUUCCAAAACCUUCAAACCAAAGAAGAAUAUUCCGGAGGGGUCUCACCAGUAUGAGCUGCUAAAACAUGCCGAAGCCACGCUUGGAAGCGGUAAUCUCCGGAUGGCCGUUAUGCUUCCAGAGGGUGAAGACUUAAAUGAAUGGGUUGCAGUUAACACUGUCGACUUCUUCAACCAGAUUAAUAUGCUUUAUGGAACCAUUACGGACUUCUGCACAGAGGAGAGCUGCCCUGUGAUGUCCGCUGGCCCAAAAUAUGAGUACCACUGGGCAGAUGGGACAAACAUAAAGAAACCAAUUAAGUGCUCUGCACCAAAGUACAUUGAUUACCUGAUGACUUGGGUCCAGGAUCAGCUGGAUGAUGAAACGCUAUUUCCUUCUAAAAUAGGUGUACCAUUCCCAAAGAAUUUCAUGUCAGUGGCAAAGACAAUUUUAAAGCGUCUCUUCAGAGUUUAUGCUCACAUUUAUCACCAGCACUUUGAUCCAGUGAUCCAGCUACAGGAAGAGGCACACCUUAACACUUCUUUCAAGCACUUUAUAUUUUUUGUUCAGGAAUUCAACCUUAUUGAUAGAAGAGAACUUGCACCACUUCAAGAACUGAUUGAAAAACUCACCUCUAAGGACAGAUAAAAGGAAGAGCGUUUCUUGAAGUCACUUGUUACUUUAAGCAAGCGUGUGGUAUUUGUUUUUUGUUCAUUUGUUUUUUUAAAAAACAAAACAAAAACCUGUGCUGUUACUAAUGGCAGCCAAGAUCUACUUUCUGUGCUUUUAUUAGGGGAAAUCUUUUACCUGUUAGUGACACGUGGUAAAUAGCUUUUUUUUUUUUUUUGAUUGUUGUUAUUCAUUGUGGAAUUUUAGCAGGUGCUGAGUGUUAUAAAGGAAACAUGCUUUGUUGGGGGAUUGACUCUGCUGGUGGAUGGGUUCUUGUAUUGUGUCAGUGGUAGCCCAUUCUCAUGAAGUCCCUAAAAGACUUGCUUACAUUCUCUAAGUGCCUUGGCAGACUCACUUCUGAGGUGCAAAGCACAUACAGUACUGAACAUUGCUGGAAACAGAAAAUAUGAACUAACACCCAGGACACUUACUGAUACUUGUUUUAGAAAAAUAUAUAUAUGCUUACACUAAAAAAAGCCAUAACUUACUGAAAUCAAUGAUCUCCAGCUUUUAAUACAAAUAUUUGUCUUAUUUUUUUAGAGAUUAAUAUAGAUUUUUUCAAAACUAAAUAUUUCUUAUAAAGAAAAGCAAUGGUGAAGUUCUAUUUGCUAAAGCGAAAUGAUGAAGGCGUUGUCAAAAUUACAAAGAACCUGUGCUUAGCAAGUAGUUACGUUUCUGUUGCCAUUGGUUUUGGCUUUUCAUAGUUGGUUUUAUUUUUUUAACAGGGAAGCAUCAACUUGGGUCAGUCACUUCUGUUAAGUUUCCUAGCAUUUGCCAAAUGAACGGUUAGUUUGCACAGAUACAGUUAGGGAAAAUAUUCGAUCUAAAAAAAUGCACUGGGGUAAUACUUAGAAAAAUCUGGCUUGAAGAAUAACUAGUGAAGUGACGUUUGUAAGUUGUGAACAAAAAACCUGGCUCUGUGGAGGAGCUCUGGUGGCUAGUGUUUUCUGUGGUAGGAAAUGCAUCUUGGAGGGAAUAUAAUUUCAUGGACCAUGAGAUAACCUAAUCAAAAUGUGGCUUUCCCCCACCUGGGUUAGUGUCUUUCCCUCUCUAGCCUUGUGUUUUCUCAAACCAGAAGUGAGAAUCACCUGUGAGAAGGUAAUCUCUGGGAUGAUCCACAGAUGAUGACUUGGAAAUUUAUGCUGCAACUGUAUCAGUCAGGUUUCCCAUUGCAGAAGCCCAUAUGACUAGCUGUCUUGUUCAUUUACGGAUCUUGUCAAAGCCGUUGUAUUUUGGAUUCAAAGAAAUCUGUAUGGGGUUCUGCAAUGUGCUAUCUCAUGAUAUCAGCAGUUGCCAAAUACAGUACACCAGGUGGUCAAUGUUGCCAGGCUUUGAUAGAUUGUGACCUUGCAAAACCACCAUUUUUAGACCUGAGUAGCAUGAAGAUGUUUGAGUGGCUGGUGUACGCUAGACUGACUCUUGAGCCUCUAAAAUUUGCAGGCGAAGCCAAGGUUAGCAUGCAACAGAAAAGUUGAGGUUAUGUUUUGUGCACCUUUGCUUGACUGAAAAUGCUGAGUAAAGUGGAAAAUACUGUGCAGCAGCCUGCAAAAUAUGUAAGUGGCCAUUAGUAUAGCCAGCUAAUAAACAUCUAAGCACACUCAUUUUUGGGAGACUAGAAUUGCUACUUCUGAGUUAAAAUGGUCUAUUUCAGAAGCUUCUGAAGGUUGUUUUAAGACCUAUGUUAUCUUCAAUGGAGUUAAAUUUCCUAGUCUGUUUCAGCUGCUUCCUGGAGAAGCAAUUUAAUGUUUUGUUACCUCUUCUGUCUCUCUCUGUCUCUGUCUGUCUCUCUCUCUCUCUCCAACACCCC